AUGAGUCCUGCUACAACAGAUAUUUCCAGGUCGCAAUUAUCUGCUGCCGUCGCCAAUCUCGCGAUCAAGAUCAGAGAUUUGGAUGAAAAUUACAAUUUUUAUUCCUAUAAUCCAAAUUUUGGAGGCAAUGACUUGUUCCAUACUAUAUAUAUGUUGAUAUUUUGGUACACUGUAGGAAUGUUGUAUUACUCAAGAUAUUGGUGGUACAAUGUGACAUUCAUUUGUGGGUUUGCUUUGGAAGGUAUUGGUUAUUUGGGAAGAGUGUUGUCUCAUAAUAAAGGUGAUGUGCUUAGCUACUACAUUAUGCAAUCAAUAUGUUUGACUAUUGCACCUGCAUUUAUAAUGGCCGGUAUUUACUUUUUAUUUGGCCAGCUUGUUGUUAUACAUGGAAGACAAUAUUCGUUUUUGAAGCCAAUGUGGUAUUCGUAUUUCUUCAUUGGCAGUGACAUUUUUUCAUUGCUAGUACAAUCAUCUGGUGGAUCUCUUGCUUCUACAGCAAGCAGCGGUGGCGGUAGUGCUCAAAUGGGUUUGAAUAUUACUGUUGCAGGAAUAGUGUUGCAGGUAAUUGCAAUGACUGUGUUUUUAGGGUUCUGGUUUGAGUUUUUGAACAGAGUUUACUUUAAACAUGCUGAGAGUUAUGAUUAUAACCAACAAGGAUAUAAAGUACCAAUGACUAGAUCGUUUGGUAACUUUAUAAGAUUUUUGUUCAACACCAAAUCAGUUAGACAAUAUAGGCAUGAGCACUUGGAACAAUUUUACAACAAGAAAUUUGCAUCCAUUAGACAAAACAAAUUGUUUGACUGGAUGCCAUUGGCGAUGACCAUUUCAGUUGUCGCGAUCUACAUUCGUUGCAUAUACAGAGUCGUGGAGUUGGCUAUGGGUUUGGACGGUUAUUUAAACACACACGAGCCCUAUAUUUUGGUUCUUGAUGCUACAAUGGUUACUAUUUGUGGAAUAAUAUUUGUGCCUUUUCAUCCGGUCUGGGUUUUUGGUAAAAAGAAUAUUGUGAAAUUGGCCACGAUAAAGAAAAACUUGGAUGAAAGUGAUGAGGAAAUGGGAAGUCACCAUGAAUUAGAUACCGUUUACCGCGAGUACUUUACUCAAGAGUGGGAAAUGGACUCGAACCAAGACAUGGGCAUGAGAGAUGAGCAAAUACACCGUAACGCAUUAUGA
This is a messenger RNA of Lodderomyces elongisporus, 1173 nucleotides long. RefSeq names its product RTA1 domain-containing protein. Lineage: Eukaryota; Fungi; Ascomycota; Pichiomycetes; Serinales; Debaryomycetaceae. The record is from RefSeq and is a predicted model, not a curated record. The coding region runs from base 1 to 1173 and encodes 390 amino acids. Gene Ontology annotation, cellular component: fungal-type vacuole; plasma membrane. The transcript has a single exon.